Molecule: messenger RNA, 2481 nt
Organism: Paramisgurnus dabryanus
Lineage: Eukaryota; Metazoa; Chordata; Actinopteri; Cypriniformes; Cobitidae
Gene: tgm1l2
Product: transglutaminase 1 like 2
Biological process (GO): peptide cross-linking
Molecular function (GO): protein-glutamine gamma-glutamyltransferase activity
Source: RefSeq, a predicted model, not a curated record
AUGGCUUUUGUGAAGUGCCCAUACAACAACUUCUGCACCGUCGGACGCUUCCCGACCAUUAAAGUGCAUGGGGACGACUGCCGGAAAAUAGCAUGCGACGCACCUGUUUGCGCUAAACCUUGUGUAAACCCGUGCUCUGUAUCUUGGGUAAACCCUUGGGUUAACCCAUAUGCUAACUCUUGCGUUAACCCAUGCAUUAACCCUUACGUGAAUCCAUGCGCUAACCCCUGGGUGAAUCCAUGGGUGAAUCCAUGCGUCGAAUCUCAUGUUAACCCCUGUGCUAAUCCUUGUGCCAAUCCUUGUGUACACCCUUGCAACUACGUCACACCAGGCCGUGAUUAUGAUUGUAAGGAGGUUGUCCUCAAGGAUUGUGCAGAUGAUUGUCUAAGCAAGAAAGUCUGUGGAGGCGACGAUCUAACCCUUCGGGUAUGCAAAGUUGACCUUCUUAAGUGCAGGAACGGGCCGAAUCGUCUUGAGCAUCACACACAUUUUUUCCUUGAUGAACAUCUCAUCGUCCGCAGAGGGCAAUGUUUCAAUAUGUGGCUUGAUCUCUCACGACCAUUUAAUGCAACUUGUGACCAACUUCACCUGGAGCUGAAACUCGGUCAUAUCCCAUCUAUCCGGGACGGCACAUAUGUGAUCGUACCAUUAGUGAAUGAAUUCAAGAAAAACUGCUGGGGAGCCAAGAUCGUCGAACAAUGCCAAAACCGAAUCAAACUGUGCGUUAACUCCGUUCCAACUGCGUGUAUCGGACGAUACACGUUCAACGUCGUAACGCACUGCAAAGGGGGCAGAUACACUUCACCAUGCAUCCCUGACAAUGACAUUUACAUGCUGUUCAACCCUUGGUGUAGAGAUGACUGUGUGUACAUGGAAGAGGAUGCAGAGAGAACCGAGUAUGUGCUGAAUGACACGGGCAGAAUCUACUAUGGGACUAAACAACAAAUUGGAUGCAAAACCUGGAACUUUGGUCAAUUUGAAGAAGGAGUCUUAGCUUCAUGUUUGUAUGUGCUGGAUAAGAGUUGUACACCUUGCUCAGGAUGGCGAAGCCCCGUUAACAUCGCCAGAGUGGUCUCAGACAUGGUUAUUGCCAACAAAGACUGUGGUGUGCUGAUGGGUAACUGGUCAAAUUGCUACGGAGGUGGAAUUUCUCCGACAGCCUGGUGUGGCAGCGCUCCCAUUCUGAAACAGUACUUCAAAAGUGGAGGAGUCCCCGUCAAAUACGGACAGAGCUUGGCUUUCGCUGGAGUCACCAAUACGAUGAUGAGAUGUUUCGGUAUUCCCACUCGUCCCGUCUCCAACUUCCUGUCUGCUCAUGACACUGAUGUUUGCCUGACAACAGACGUUUAUCUAGAUGAGAAAUUUCAGCUGAUUGAUCAUCUGAACCGUGAUUCAAUCUGGAACUACCAUGUUUGGAAUGAGGCCUGGAUGGCCCGGCCCGACCUGCCAAGUGGUUUUGGAGGUUGGCAGGUGGUUGACUCCACUCCUCAGCUGACCAGUCAGGGUUUCUAUCGCUGCGGCCCCACCUCCGUCGCUGCCAUCCGUACCGGGCAGGUCUUCCUGAAGCAUGAUGCAUCCUACAUGUUUGCUGAGGUGAACAAUGAUAGAGUCUACUGGCAGAGGAAAUGCAAUGGGACCUUCGAUGUCGUCCAUGUUGAGAAGGAUAUAGCUGGUCAUUGCAUCAGCACCAAGGCUGUUGGAUCAGAUCAACGCGUCGAUAUCACGAACCUCUAUAAGUACACUAAAGGUACGGAGGACAGGUGCGUUGCUUGGGACACAGCCUGUCGAUACGGCGCUAGGCAAUGCGCAUACUCUCUGCCGUGCGCUGAGGAUGUAGCCGUUAAAGUCACCAUGCAGGGAGAUGGACCGUACCUGGGCAAGGAUGCUGUGCUUUGCAUCAAUCUGAAAAACAAAUGCAACUCACCUCGUAGCCUCACCCUGUACAGCCAAGCAGUGGCCAUGUACCACACCGGUGUCCACAGGGCUUUCCUGAAGAGAGACCAGACAUGCUUUGAACUGAAGGCCUGUGAAUCCAAGACUCUGGAAUGGACCCUGCGUUACGAUGAGUACAAGGAACAUCUGGUGGACCACGCUCCUCUAAUGCUCAAUCUCAUUGGACACGUGGAGCAAACCAAGCAAGUUGUGGCCACCCAAUUCGGCUUCAGACUGCGCACGCCGGAUCUGAUACUUACCCCUGUUUGUGAUGCCAUCAUGGGCAAGGAGGUGCCAGUUAAGGUCACGUUCCAGAAUCCACUGCAUUGCCCGCUGAGGAACGUCGUUUUCCGAUUUGAAGGUCUGGGAAUGAAGCAUGCCAAAACUGUUUCCUAUGGUGAAAUUGGAAGCCAAUCCACGGUGUGUCUGACGGAGAAGUUUGUCCCCACCCGAUGCGGCCCUCAAAAACUUCUGGCAACGCUCGACUGUCCUCAUCUGACUCAGGUGCACGGAUGCGCCAACAUUGUUGUCAAACAGCCAACAUGUUAA